This is a messenger RNA of Penaeus vannamei (Pacific white shrimp), 1759 nucleotides long. The record is from RefSeq and is a predicted model, not a curated record. NCBI's taxonomy places the organism in Eukaryota, Metazoa, Arthropoda, Malacostraca, Decapoda, Penaeidae.
GAGAGGAUCUACAAUAGGGUUGGCGAAUGGGUUUGAGCCGUCUGCUGAUGUUCUUUUGUUUAUGCUCCCAAACAAGAGUUUGUCGCGCUUAUGACGGUGUUCGUAAACAUGGCGUCGCUCAAGUCGCUUACGGACGAGGAACUGAGGAAGAAACUAAAGGAAUAUGGUAUCACAACACCUGUCACGGCGAGCACGAGGAACAUCCUGAUCAAGAAGCUCAACCACGCGUUGGCGAGCCACAAGAGGAACUCGACAGCCAACGCGAAGUCCACCAGGACCCCAAACAGUAGCAGACUCAACACCUUCAGUUCCGACGAGGACGACGAGAACGACUCGUCGGGGGAGCGCCAAGGCAGUGGCAGGUCGUCCAGGUCGUCCCGCUCGUCCAGGUCGCGGCGGAGCUCAAGGAGCACGGCGGAGACGUCACUCAACCACAGGGCUUCGGCGGGGGCGUCCCGCGGGCGGCCCAAGGAAGGCGCCCACUACCCCGAGGAGGAGGACGAGGCCGAGGGGCGCGCGGGGCUCUUGUCGCGGUCCCUGGGCGACCCUGGCGGCGACCCCAGGGGCGACCCCAGGCGCUCCCCGAGGACGUCCGUGUGCAGGUACUUCCCGGUGUCGGCGCGGUCGGGCAUCAGUCCGAGGGCCAAGAUUCAUGAUGACUACGACACGGGGUCGGACUCGGAGGGCGCCGACGGGGCUGAGGCGCUGCCGCCGCGGCCGCCGUCGUCCCCGGCGUGGCGCGGCGGCCGCGACGAAGAUCUGCCCGAUGGCGCCUUCAAGGCCGCCUGCCAGAAUCACAGUGCGUCACCCACCAGGCCCUAUGUCCCCCCUGAGGGCGCCAGACAGAGGCGGGCCGGGCAGGGCUUCCUGGAGAACGGUGGGGGCUUCGACAACAGUGGAAAGUGUCGGGAUGGGAAUGGAACUGGGGGCCUUGGGGUUCGUGCUGAGGGGCCGGUAACACAGGUGACUUCGCCUGGCAACCACCACGAACAUACGCGAGUGGCCAACGGCAGACACCACAGUGAGCCAAGUGCGGAUCUGGACCCCACGCACUGUGAUGAAAGUACGUGGCAUUACUCCAUCCCAUUCUUAUUGUUGGUUCUUUUAGUCGUUUUCUUUGGCGUGGUGGGCAUGCUGUACGUCAACAUGCGUAUGCCCCUCCUGCCCACGCUGUGCUCUGUGCCUGCCAUGCUUCACCAAGCUAUGGCCAAUGUUCCUGUGCCUUUCUUCACCUUCAAUACGCCUGACAGACAAGCCCAGAGUUUACCGUCUGUGUCACUGCCAGCUGAAGAGUCAGCAUCUGCCAGAGAGACGCCUCCGCCAGUACCACGUGUUGCGGCACCAAGUACAGAUAAUAAGUUCCCCGUGUGCAGUCCUUCGUUAAAGAAUGACUGCCUGAGUAUGCAGGAGGUGUCGUCAGUGUGGCCUCUCCUGGGCCAAAUGGAAGAGGUACUGCUGCCCGCCUUGCACCGCCAUGCCCGCCUCUACAACUGUGGGAACUCUGCCUUCCGCUACCUGCCCCUGGCUGAUAUCCAGGAACUGUUAAAGAAAAGGGACACGGGAGAAAAGGAGCUCUUGGAGGGCAUCGAAGCAUUGGGCAAGUUGGCUGAGCUGAAUCGCAACUUGGGGCUGGAAUCAGUGCGCAGCCCAGACAAGACACUGCUCGGCCUCUCCCUGGCAACACAGCCCACCUUCAUCCUUUGUCAUAUCACUGCCGCCAUCUACUCAGUCUUCUAUUUAUUGAUAGCACUCAUCGUAG